Molecule: messenger RNA, 1566 nt
Organism: Fusarium sp. VM40
Lineage: Eukaryota; Fungi; Ascomycota; Sordariomycetes; Hypocreales; Nectriaceae
Source: the annotation of a GenBank genome assembly
AUGGACAAUCAACUCAUGACAAGAGUUCCUCUGGAACCAGCGCUUAUCAGGCGAUUUUAUAUCCCGCUUUUGUUACUUGUCUGCCUUACGGCGAUGUGCCCAUUUGGAAGAGUCGCAGAGUACCCACUGGCCGAAGCAUCAACUAGCCUUGAGCCACUCUUUCAGGCGUUUGUGUCGAAAAUUGCCUUUCUCUGCUGUACAGAACCUGGAUCUAGCACAAUUUCCGCUUGCACGGUACUGCAGCUCCCUGAUCGUGUCCAAUAUGUAUUUGGGUUCAAUCAGCGUAACAGAAGCCAGUUGGAAACAGUCCAGCUUGGUAUAACUAAGAUACUCUGGCUUUUCGGCACGCGCUCUGGCCAAAACAAAAAGACAGAUGACCAGAUACGGACCGAGGCUUUGAGAGCAUCGCUCGAACUAUCUGAGUGUCGAGUUGGUAGCUAUUUGAAGGCUUUGAACGAUAGUCUGCAGCAUUGUCUACUCGCAUGUACGCGAGACGCUACUGGAGAUGACAACCCGAUUCGAGCAGAGCUCUUAAAUCUAUUCGAGAAGCUCAAGCCAUGUCUUUCCAAUCAUGACGCGACUUUGAACGUCACUAAAUUACGUGUCAAUCAUUCUGCUUUGCCAGACUUGAUAAGUUCCCUGAACCGACUUUUCAAGUCCGAUAACCUCCAUCACAUCAGAACUCGUCUGGCUCGUGAGGAUGACUUAGGAUCAACAAGAUAUUGGUCGGAUUUUACUCACGUCGCUGGACGGUUGCAAAGCUACAAACGAGCAGCAGAUGUAAUCCUUUCAGUCUCAAAGGUUUGGCCUCGCCUAUUCCUGGACUUUCAAGUCUGUAUGAUACCAUCCAGCUCUAAAACCCCCGAGAUUCUUAAGGGCAAGCCUUUGACAGCCGAGGAUAUUUCUCGAAAGAUUACGAGUAACCAAAAUUCAUUUCUUCGCUUCCAGGAACAGCUACAGUACCUCUCAGUACACAAUCUCGAUACCAAGCUUGCUGAAUUGUGGCAUGAUGACCCGAAGCCAAUUGUACAUGCGGAAGUACUCGUACAUAGCUGGUUGGAAAACUCAGAAGGGGGGAUACGACCAGAGAGAUUCUUUAAUCGCUGGAAGUUCAUUGGCUCAAGCAAACCUCCAUGCAAGCUAUGUUCUUACUUUUUCGAUGAGCACCCGGGUGACGUGCAAGUUCGUCCGUCCCACCAGAACGUUUAUUUUCGCUGGAGGACGCCAGAUAUCUAUGAGCACCAAGGCGAGGAGGCUCGAAUGAUACGGAUGAACGUGAUGGACAGGAUCAAAACGCGAGUGGGUGCAGAUAUUGCGCGCAUCAUGUCGGAAAGGCUAUCAGAUGGGCGACCUCAUGACUCGAGCGCAUACACAACCCUGCAGCAACACGGUGACAUCCCGGGUCCACACGCCAGCCCUUACUCUGUUGAAGCAACAGCUCUACUUUUGGACUCCACUUCCAUUUCUGGUUUACCUGAUGAGACGAUUGAUGAGAAUGAUGGAGAGAUUUUGCUUUUCCGAGGCAGGUCAUCAACAAACAGGUCGGUGCCAGGAAAGUUGAUAUAA